CUAUUUUUUUCUUCCGAAACCCUAGAAGCCCUACCCAGAAUCAAACGUUUGGAACAUUUUCGAAGGGGAUGGAGGAGGGGGCUCAAGAAGGAGAGACUAACAGAGAGGUAGGGGCUGCUCCGGCAUUAAUCUCAGUGCAUCCUCUCGAGCAAUCCAUCGUACUUGCGGUCGGAUAUGAACUGCGCGUAUUUGAUUUAGAGAUGGAUUGCGCUGUUUCAUUAACUGAUGAAGCCUGUAGUCCUUCGCAUUCUGAUUCUAUCAGGGCAAUCUGCUUUGGUGCAAAUGGAAAACUCUUUGUUUCUGCUGGCGACGAUAAGUUGGUGAAGAUCUGGAGAACAGAUACUUGGCACUGUAUCAGAACUGUGUGUUCUGACAAACGUGUGAGUGCAGUUGCUAUAAGCCAUGAUGGGUUGUUCGUUACCUUUGCUGAUAAGUUUGGAGUUGUUUGGAUAGUGGGAUUGGAGGAAGAUGUUCAAGGUCAAGAAUCAGCUAAUAAAAAGGCUGUCCCACUUCUGGGCCAUUACUGUAGCAUCAUUACUAGUCUGAAAUUUUCUCCAGAUGGACAGUUCAUUGCCACUGCAGACCGAGACUUCAAAAUCCGGAUUUCUGUUUUCCCAAAAGAGCAUCUAAAAGGAGCACAUGAAAUUCAAAAUUUCUGCCUUGGUCAUACUGACUUUGUAUCUUGCCUUACCUUCAUACGGCCCCCAGAUUGCCAUCAGAUUUUGCUCUUAUCUGGAGGCGGCGAUGCAACAAUUAGGCUGUGGGAUCAUGUUUCUGGAUGCCUCCUUCAUACUUUUGAUGUUGGAAAAAAGGCUGGAUUGCUCGAAUCUAAGGUCGACGAUUCUCUGGCGGUCACAGACAUUAAUGCUUUUCUGGACGGAUCAUUAGUUUUUGCUGCCAUUCAAGGUUUACAUGGAGUUAUGAUCCUGAAAAUUGAUGUUCCUGCUAGGAGUCUUUCAAUCGCCAAGAUUGUUUUCAUGGAAGGAAGUUUUGUGCCUACAAGUUUAGGGUUGAGUUCUUCUGCCAAACGGUUGUGGGUGGUAAUGGGUGCAUCUAAUGUUUCUAAAUUAGGUGUUUCUGAGAUGGCUCGGCUUCAGGUCCUUUCUGAUCUCGACAAGUUUCUUUCGAAUGAACCUGGAGACUAUCCUGUCAUCCUGGAGAAUGAAGGUGUGCCGGGCGGCGAGAAAUUGCUCCAGAAAUUGCAGGACACCGUUCAUGUCACGAAGAAGGAUGCAGCUUUAGCUGCGACUGCUACGGCGGCGGUGAAAGUUGCAAUGCAGAAUUUGUUGACGAAGAAGCAGUACUCUUUAGAGAAGCGAGAUUUUAGGAAGAGGCACAGAAAUGAUAGAAAGUUGAAGAAAUAACAGUCAGUGGAAUCUUGGUUGGAACAUUUACAUACAUUGCACGCAAUUCUUAUGUAUUUACAUAUCUCAUUCGUGGAGUUACACUCAAAUAUUUAAUAUCACAUAACAAAUAACACUAUUAAAUAGUUUGUUUCCUAUCCUGGCUUUGUAAUUUUCACAUUCACAUUUUGAAAAUUUGGCUG
Molecule: messenger RNA, 1546 nt
Organism: Phalaenopsis equestris
Lineage: Eukaryota; Viridiplantae; Streptophyta; Magnoliopsida; Asparagales; Orchidaceae
Product: tRNA (guanine-N(7)-)-methyltransferase non-catalytic subunit wdr4
Exons: 10
Coding region: 69-1364 (431 amino acids)
Biological process (GO): RNA (guanine-N7)-methylation
Cellular component (GO): cytosol; tRNA methyltransferase complex; nucleus
Molecular function (GO): protein binding; zinc ion binding; tRNA (guanine(46)-N7)-methyltransferase activity
Source: RefSeq, a predicted model, not a curated record